This is a messenger RNA of Bufo bufo (common toad), 2451 nucleotides long. RefSeq names its product yippee like 2 (gene YPEL2). The transcript is spliced from 2 exons. Lineage: Eukaryota; Metazoa; Chordata; Amphibia; Anura; Bufonidae. The record is from RefSeq and is a predicted model, not a curated record. The coding region runs from base 778 to 2136 and encodes 452 amino acids.
CGGUAGUUUAUUGUUGCGACAUUUUCUGAAGGUGCACAGACUCCCCUGCGGUAUUGACGCCUGAGGGGAAGUCACUAGGUGCUGUCAGGGCCUGCUGGAGGGGCAGAGCCCAUGUGGCUGCCUUAUUUACUAACACUCAGGGAUGGGGGAGGGUUCGCCCUGCCCUGCUCCCAAGGCCUGAGACGCUGGGGUGACAGGGGCUGUCACUGUCACCGAUGUGGAGGAGUCGCCCCUAGCAACCAGUUAUCUGGUUGCUAUGGCAGCGCCACUGCUUGUUGUCAUUAGUUUUAGUAAAUAUCUAGAUCAGGGAUCAGCAGCAACCUUCUGCAGAGAAACUACAUCUCCCAGCAUGCACACUGGCUCAGCUGUUCGUGUAACUCCCACACAAGUGAAAGGAGGAUUCUGGGAGUUGUAGUUUCAGAACAGCUGGAGGUUCCUGAUUCCUGAUCUAGAUGGUGAAUCUGAGCAGUUAGGUAAGAUGUACUGCCGAUCAUGCUGUCCAGAAGUGUCAUACAGGUCUUGUCCAGAAGGAAGUGAUUCUUAUGAUCUGGGUGUCUCGGUCAUGGUAACGUAAUUAUAGGGACCACAAGACGUGUUUCCAAAGUGUUGACAUUUUAAAAGGAUUUACUUUUGGGGGGUAAAGCAAAGCCUUGAUGUUAUAGAUCUUGAUAUUUACUUUCUAAACCUGCUCUCGUCAAAAAUUGGCCAAUUCACUUUGCUGGAUAGAAGGAAGUUAUUAAAUAACUUGUCAUUAGUAAUCUGACUGCUUCUGGCUUGAUGAUUAGUGAGGGUAGUCUUCUUCUGGCUGGUGUGGUGAUUAGUGAGGGUAGUCUUCUUGUGGCUGGUGUGGUGAUUAGUGAGGGUAGUCUUCUUGUGGCUGGUGUGGUGAUUAGUGAGGGUAGUCUUCUUCUGGCUGGUGUGGUGAUUAGUGAGGGUAGUCUUCUUGUGGCUGGUGUGGUGAUUAGUGAGGGUAGUCUUCUUCUGGCUGGUGUGGUGAUUAGUGAGGGUAGUCUUCUUCUGGCUGGUGUGGUGAUUAGUGAGGGUAGUCUUCUUCUGGCUGGUGUGGUGAUUAGUGAGGGUAGUCUUCUUCUGGCUGGUGUGGUGAUUAGUGAGGGUAGUCUUCUUCUGGCUGGUGUGGUGAUUAGUGAGGGUAGUCUUCUUGUGGCUGGUGUGGUGAUUAGUGAGGGUAGUCUUCUUGUGGCUGGUGUGGUGAUUAGUGAGGGUAGUCUUCUUGUGGCUGGUGUGGUGAUUAGUGAGGGUAGUCUUCUUGUGGCUGGUGUGGUGAUUAGUGAGGGUAGUCUUCUUGUGGCUGGUGUGGUGAUUAGUGAGGGUAGUCUUCCUGUGGCUGGUGUGGUGAUUAGUGAGGGUAGUCUUCUUGUGGCUGGUGUGGUGAUUAGUGAGGGUAGUCUUCUUGUGGCUGGUGUGGUGAUUAGUGAGGGUAGUCUUCUUGUGGCUGGUGUGGUGAUUAGUGAGGGUAGUCUUCUUGUGGCUGGUGUGGUGAUUAGUGAGGGUAGUCUUCUUGUGGCUGGUGUGGUGAUUAGUGAGGGUAGUCUUCUUGUGGCUGGUGUGGUGAUUAGUGAGGGUAGUCUUCUUGUGGCUGGUGUGGUGAUUAGUGAGGGUAGUCUUCUUGUGGCUGGUGUGGUGAUUAGUGAGGGUAGUCUUCUUGUGGCUGGUGUGGUGAUUAGUGAGGGUAGUCUUCUUGUGGCUGGUGUGGUGAUUAGUGAGGGUAGUCUUCUUGUGGCUGGUGUGGUGAUUAGUGAGGGUAGUCUUCUUGUGGCUGGUGUGGUGAUUAGUGAGGGUAGUCUUCUUGUGGCUGGUGUGGUGAUUAGUGAGGGUAGUCUUCUUCUGGCUGGUGUGGUGAUUAGUGAGGGUAGUCUUCUUCUGGCUGGUUCUGGAUCGGUAACUAGUGAGGGUAGUCUUCUUCUGGCUGGUUCUGGAUCGGUGACUAGUGAGGGUAAUACAGGAGUAGUACUGCACAUAAAGAGUUCAGAUCACUACUUUUUAUUUUUCUACAGCCCUUGUUCCUCUGCCAUCAGCGCUGAAGUACACCGUCCGGGCUGCUGUGCUGUCAUAAUGGAGAGGACUGAUAUGCGCAGCAGUCCUGAUAAUGUAUUUCUGCACCGCUUUCAGUGCUGACAGUGGAGGAACAAAGGGAAGUAGGAAAAAAGUGAUCUGGGUUUGUUAUCUGCAAUACUUCUCAUGUAUUACUGCUGAUAGUAGUCCAAGAUCCAGAAUAGGACAUGUCCCACGGAUGUGUGCAUGACCACAUAGAAAUGAAUGGGAUAGUGUGUUAUCUGCAAAAAUGCACCAGCACAGGUUGCCUGUUGGGCUACCCUGUUUCUAUCCGUCUGCUCCACAAUCAGUUCUAUGUGUCAUGCCCAUGACAACUUCAAUGCUGGUUUUGCCUUGAUGACAAGAUUACAAGUCAUUUCAAGGAAGUCAGGGUCGAGC